AUGUCCAACGAAUGGUCCAAGCCAACGUAUCUGCUGUCAGACGUAAAUGACUUCAUCAUAGCCGACGAGGAUGUCCCUCCUGCGUACGGACCUGGAAACUCCUCCGCCAAUGCCUCAACUUCCACCUCCAACAACACCAACACAGGCUUCAACCUUUUCUCUAACUUUUACACUCCAAAAGUCGAUCUAUCAUCCACAUUUGCGCCGUUCACCUCCUCCAACUUGCCAGGUAACAACACCGUUCGUGAGCGUCAGUAUACUGGAGGCGACACCUUGGACGAGCCAGUGUGGGCCACUCUCAAGAGAGAUUUGAGCCAGAUAGGAAGAAGAUUGGCAAUCGUGAUAUGGCCAAUGCAGUUGUCCAAGCUUGCAGCAGACCAGCAGCUCAAGCUCAUUGAUUUUGCGGCUUCCAGCGGCAUCAGAUUGCCCCAGCUGCUAGUGAACAACCGCAUGGUGCUCGUUUCGGAACAGCAAGACCCCGAACAAUCGUCGGGAUUACCGCAGAACGACUUGGUUCUCGAGGGCAACUUGGACUGGGACUUAUGGGGGCCUUUGAUUUUUUCGUUGAUGUUCUCAGUGGCCCUCGGAAUCUCUGCUAAGGGAGACCAAACUAACCUGGUUUUCUCAGGUUCCUUUUCGUUCAUUUGGGCGUUUUUCAUCGUCAUAGGGUUGAAUAUCCAGCUUCUUGGGGGUAGCAUCUCGUUCAUGUCUGCUAUCAGUGCAGCAGGAUACUCCUUAUUUCCGAUAGUGGUUGGUGAAUUGAUCUGUUCCUUGCUAGUCAAGUGGAAGUUGAUCCGGUUGAUAUUGAUGGCAGUCUUGAACUCUUGGAGUAUAUACUCUGGCGUGUUGAGCUUGCAGUGCUCGGGGGUACUCCCAGGAAGAGUUUUGUUGGCGAUCUAUCCAGUGGGAUUAAUGUACACUGUAUUGAGUUGGUUGGUGGUUAUUACCUAG
Messenger RNA from Suhomyces tanzawaensis NRRL Y-17324, 951 nucleotides. RefSeq lists its product as uncharacterized. Gene Ontology annotation, cellular component: trans-Golgi network; membrane. The transcript has a single exon. The coding region runs from base 1 to 951 and encodes 316 amino acids. Gene Ontology annotation, biological process: endoplasmic reticulum to Golgi vesicle-mediated transport. The record is from RefSeq and is a predicted model, not a curated record. NCBI's taxonomy places the organism in Eukaryota, Fungi, Ascomycota, Pichiomycetes, Serinales, Debaryomycetaceae.